AUGCCUGUCGUCUCACGUCUCGUGUCAAUUGUUCUCCGCGUGGUGGAAAUCAUCUGCGCUGCGAUCGUCGCCGGUAUAAUCGGUUACUACCUUGGUUCAUUGGAUGACCUUGAGGCUUGGCCUCAAGCACGAUGGAUCUAUACAGAAGUGGUCGCCGGUCUAUCCAUUCUACUGGGCCUGAUAUGGUUGAUACCUUUCUCGUUCGGCUUCUUUUCGUGGCCCUUUGAUGUCAUUAUCUCUCUGGCUUGGUUCGCUGCCUUCGGUAUCCUCGUCGAUGCUAUCCACAAAUUUAGCUGCGGAAGUAUCUGGGCAUGGGGCGGUAUUGUUCAUAACGACGUGUGUGGUCGGUGGAAAGCUGCAGAGGCAUUCAGCUUCAUCUCGGCCUGCGUCUGGCUUGUUUCGGCGAUCGUGGGUAUCUGGUUCACCUUCCGGGUCCGUGGUACUACAAGUGACGGCGUGAGCAACCGCCGUGGCUUCUUUAAGCGGUCCGCUGUCUAA
Molecule: messenger RNA, 498 nt
Organism: Aspergillus bombycis
Lineage: Eukaryota; Fungi; Ascomycota; Eurotiomycetes; Eurotiales; Aspergillaceae
Product: MARVEL domain-containing protein
Exons: 5
Coding region: 1-498 (165 amino acids)
Cellular component (GO): membrane
Source: RefSeq, a predicted model, not a curated record